Molecule: messenger RNA, 1608 nt
Organism: Amborella trichopoda
Lineage: Eukaryota; Viridiplantae; Streptophyta; Magnoliopsida; Amborellales; Amborellaceae
Product: phosphoribosylformylglycinamidine synthase
Source: RefSeq, a predicted model, not a curated record
AUAUGACAUUUCGCUCACGUUUUCGAGUGUAAGACUGUAAUGAGCGGCUCGCAGUCUGUCAACGGCUACUGCUCCUUUACGCGCCCUCGCCAUGGCCACGGUCUUAGAAACACUGCCCGAUUCUCUCAUAGAACCACCAUUAACCUUAACCCUAGUUUUAGGAGGCUCUCUGUUACCUUUGCAUCUCUCCGGCGUCGUGGUAGAAGCCGGAACAUAGGCAGCAAUGUUGAUCGCAGUGAUCAAAAGCUGGAAAUGGUGGUGGAUCUCAAAAGAAUGAGAACCCAAGUCUCUGAAUCCCUGAAUCUUUUAUUAAUCAAUGGGAAGGAGGCCCUAAAAGAUCUGCAGGGCCUAGUCACUAUUGAUGGCAACGAUCGAAUCACUGUAUCUUGUCGCAGGUCUUCCUUAGAAUUCAUCGCCUAUACCUUUGUCUUGGCCCUCUGUAUUGUGUUUGUGAUCAGGGUUUUGUUGAAAUUGGGUUCUCGAUAUGGACUGUACAGCAAUUGGGGUCUUGUCAGGAGGAGGGACAGGAGUCUUGGAGGGAGAGAGGUUGUUGUUGGGUUGAGGACGAAGGGAAAGGACUCGUCUGCUAAAAUUAGGGUUUCUAAUUCUAUCAAUCCAUUGUCCAAUGUUGGUGGUGCCCUGGGUAUUAUUUCAAAGAGGAAUUCAAUGAAUCACUUCAAUAAAGCGGAAGAAGAAGAUGAAGAAAAGUUGCCAAAAUGGUGGCCAGAUGCGGGUUCUUCUGUGAUCAUGGCUCUGCCCAAGGAUGAAUACCAGAGAGAGGCGAAUAGAAUGAUUCGAGCCAUUAUGGACAAGAGAAUGAGUGGAAGGGAUGUUACCGAAGAUGAUAUCAUACAACUUCGUCGAAUAUGCAAGAUCUCUGGUGCUAAGGUGUCUAUUAAAACAGAAAAUUCACGAGAUUCCUUGUACCGCAUCACAGUUGAUUUUGUGUUAAACAUGUGCAAUAGCUCGUUGCUUCACCCAACCUUUGUUCAAAUUGAUGGUGAGAAGGGCCCGCAAUUUCUUGCGGGAUUUGCUAAAAACAUAGGUCUUGAGGAAACUCGUGCUGCAAGAAUGGUUUGCGCUGCUGUUGCGGCAUUCACUCGGUCCAAAGUUUUGCAGGCUUGGGCUUUGGAAAUUCAAGGAAAAAGAUCUGAGGCUUUAGAGGAACUAUCAAAGAUCUGUAUUGUUCAUCAAAUUUUCCCUCCAGAAGAUGAUUCUCCAGAAAUGGAGAUGUUAUCUCAAGGCCUUGAGAAACAUUUGAAAGUGGAGCAAAGAGAAAGAUUAUUCAAAUUGUUUGUUAAAGUGUGUGGUUCUCAAAGCCAAACAAUUGCUGAAGUUCUCCGCCUGAAACCAAGUGGGCUCUCCUGUUGUGAGGAUUCAUAAAGGCUUUCCAUGUGACGAUGUCUAUUCUCAACGAGGUUCUUUGACAAACUUGGGUUUUUGAGCAAGAGCACAAAAUCAAAGAUGGGAAUCUGACUUCAAGUUUAGAGCUCUCCUUUUGGUAGUUCUCUCUCGCAUUUUUGAGCAAGAGCACAAAAUCAAAAAUGGGAAUUUGCCUUCAAGUUUAGAGCGCUCCUAGUGGUUCUCUCUCGCUCUCUCUCUCUCUCU